Molecule: messenger RNA, 2274 nt
Organism: Suricata suricatta (meerkat)
Lineage: Eukaryota; Metazoa; Chordata; Mammalia; Carnivora; Herpestidae
Gene: OSCP1
Product: organic solute carrier partner 1
Exons: 12
Coding region: 564-2048 (494 amino acids)
Biological process (GO): transport
Cellular component (GO): cytoplasm; plasma membrane
Source: RefSeq, a predicted model, not a curated record
AAACGUGCCGCAGAUAACAGGAAGGUGAUGCUAGAGCUCACGACGCGCGUGAAGUACGGGGUCGCUGCCCUCAAAGCAGAGAACUGCAUGGGAGGCGACUGCUCAGCAGUGUGAAAAGAGGGAGCUUCAGAGAAAGCCCAGCACGCUUCCUCCCGGAGCGGUCAGACGUGAACAGGCCUGGUCUGCUUCACCGAGCACGAAACCAGGGGGGACUUCACUCCCAAGUCGCUUUUAGGACGGAAACGCGAAUUAAGGACUUCUGACCCUUCAACCUCCAAAAAGAUUACUGAGAGCUUCGUGGCAUUUUGCACAAUCUCGGGGAUUCCUCUCUGCAACCUGUGAGGCGGGUGACCCCUGCACGUUACGUACGGGGUAGGCCAGCCUCGCGGCGCUCGGAAAGGGCGGGGCCGGGACCUCACCCCAGGUCCGGUGGCCCACUCCGAAGUUCCGCUCGGACUUCCCGCGUCCCGGGAAGGGGAUAGCCUUGCCACCCCAGCUGGCGACAAACACAGAGCUCGAACCGAGAAGCCCAACCCACCACGGAGGCGCCAGCUGCCAGCCCAAUGAGCGUCCGCCUCCCGCGCCUCCCAACAAGCCGCACGCUGAUUGGCUUUCUUAGCCAGCCGCCGCGUUGCCCUGGCAACCAAGCAGGGGGACGCGGCGGCCAGGCGGCCAGGCCUAGCGCUACCCAGCCCCAGGUCUCAUCACUUGCCUCACUGAUAUCUGGCACCAUGUCGGUGCGGACGCUACCGCUGCUCUUCUUGAACUUGGGCGGGGAGAUGCUUUACAUCCUGGACCAGCGGCUGCGGGCUCAGAACAUCCCGGGAAACAAGGCCCGCAAAGAUGAAUGGACAGAGGUGGACAGAAAACGAGGCCCAGUUGGCUUUCAUCAAGAGAAUUAUUUCAUCAGGCCAGGCUCAAAGAAAAACACAGCUGAAGUGCUUGGGACACUUUUAUUGUAUUUUACCACUUUUCUUAAGCAAUUUUUGGCCCAGCUCUUGAGACAUGGUGGAAUCUCAGUUCUGAAUGACAUCAUCUCCACCAUGUUCAACCAAAAGUUUAUGGAGGAAUUAUUCAAACCCCAAGAGCUCUACUCCAAGAAGGCCCUGAGGACCGUCUAUGACCGCCUGGCUCAUGCCUCCAUUAUGAGACUGAACCAGGCCAGCAUGGAUAAGCUCUACGACCUGAUGACUAUGGCCUUCAAACACCAAGUACUACUGUGCCCCCGCCCCAAGGAUGUGCUGCUCGUCACUUUCAAUCAUUUAGAUGCCAUCAAGGGAUUCAUCCAAGACUCCCCAACCAUCCUGCAUCAAGUGGAGGAGACUUUCCGGCAGCUGACUGAAACCUACGGGGGUCUCUCUGCGGGGGAGUUCCAGAUGAUCCGGCAGACGCUCCUCACCUUCUUCCAGGACCUGCACAUCCGGGUAUCCAUAUUUCUGAAGGACAAAGUUCAGAAUUCCAAUGGUCGCUUCGUGUUGCCGGUGUCCGGGCCUGUUCCAUGGGGAACUGAAGUUCCCGGACUCAUCAGAAUGUUCAACAACAAAGGCAAAGAAGUGAAGAAGGUACAAUUCAAGCACGGUGGAAACUACGUCAUGGCACCAAAAGAAGGUUCUUUUGAACUGUAUGGAGACCGAGUCCUGAAACUGGGAACCAAUAUGUACAGUAUGAACCGGACUGUGGAAACCCAUAUGUCCAGGGCAUCAAAAAACUCAACUUCGCCGUCACAGGAAAGCAUUGCUCCAAACCCUCUUGCUAAAGAAGAACUGAAUUUCUUGGCCAGGCUGAUGGGAGGGAUGGAGAUUAAGAAACCCAGUGGCCCUGAGCCAGGAUUCCGGUUGAAUCUUUUCACCACUGAUGAAGAGGAGGAACAGGCAGCGCUAACCAGGCCAGAAGAGUUAUCCUACGAAGUCAUCAACAUCCAAGCUACUCAGGACCAGCAAAGGAACGAAGAGCUGGCUCGCAUCAUGGGGGAGCUGGAGGUCACGGACCAGCCGAGGCAGAGCGCCAGCAAGGGGGAGGACUUGCUUGCCAUGAUGGAUGAGCUAUAGCUGCACCAGCCCGGGACCCUUGGCACCCUGUGGGGCGGGCUCCCCAUAAGGACCCCCGGGUGCCCUGGAGGACAACACAAUGCCGCUAGUUUUCUGUGGAGUGAGCAGGUGCCUCCCAUUCCCGUCUGUGUUGUAACGAACUACGCAAGCCUCCCUCAAGGAGCAGUGUCUGGAAGGCACACACAUACCCAUGUUCUCGGCAAAAUAUAUUCUGGUUUUUAAAUCA